CUCAGCUAAGUUUUGUUUAUAAAUACGGGCCUUUUUAUUAUUAAUUGAAUUAAUUCUUUUAAAAAUGGACAAUGAUUGGGAUAUAGAAUGCUCAGAUGAAGAGUUAAAGGAUUGUAAGGGACCGUGGGAACCCAAACCAGAGGAAAUAGACCGUUUGUAUACAAUGUUAGAAAAUGGUGAAAGUCAAGAAUUAUAUUGGAAAUGCCCGGGCUAUCGUUCACCUUCUCCGGAAAUAACUGAAGAACCAGAGGAUGACAAUGAAUCUAAAGAACCAGAAGAACCCACCGAUUUUGAUUUUAUGGAUGAAGUAACCUCCCCAAAAUUGAAAAUUCGUAAUAAGGGUGAAGAAACCCUUAAAGGAAGUGCUAAAAAGAAGACUGCAUCUUUAGAUGGGGUUCUGAGCAAUAUGAGAAGACAUAAUUUACUACCAUCUAAGAAGAAAUCAUAGCAUAACGGAAAUAAUUUUAAGAUUAAUUUUCUUUUAAUUCCUGAUACCUAAUAUGGGGUACAAAACAGUGUAAGAAACUUUCUGAAAAUAGGAUGCUUUCCUAUAAUAGGAAAGACAAAUGUGGAAUAGGAACCUCUAGGCUAUUAAAUCUUCAGUCAAGAUACCUAUUUAAAAUUACCAGUUAAGAAGUUCAAACAUGUGUUAAUGGCGGUCACAAUGGCUUCUCAAUUUACUGAAGACGGCAAAUAUUUUGCUCAAAUAACCACAGAUGGAAAACUAAAAAUAUGGAAUACAUUUUCAAAUACGUUCGAACAAGAAUUUACCCCAGAUUUUCACUUGACGUCACCCUGUACUUGUUUACAUUUCAUUCAAACUGAUUUGUUCAAAUACAAGGCGGGUUCACCGAAAAAGAAAAAACGGCGGGAUUCAGAAUCUACCAUUAGUCCUAAGGUAGUUCUAGGUACGACAUCAGGUGUCCUAUUGUUAUAUUCAAUUAAUAGUGCAAGUUUAGAAUGUACUAUCAACAGCGAGACCAGUCAGGCUAUAAGUUGUAUUUCUACAGUGGACCAAAAUAUAAUUUAUUCAGGUUCAGAUCAGAAUGUACUUGUUUGGAACAUUCAAAAGAAAAAGAUGGUCAAAAAUUGGAAGGUAGGAAAUGAAAAACUAACGGCUAUAUUAGCCAUUCCAGAAAGUAACCAACUAUUAACUGCAGCAAAAAAUGUAAAACUAUGGGAUAUAGAGGCAAAGGAAGUACUAAGGACAUUUACUGGACACAAAUCAGAAGUUACAUUUCUACACUUCCUUUGUCCCCAAUCAUCAGGUGAAUCAUAUUUCAUUUCUGGCUCUAGGGGUGAUAGAACAUUGAGUUGUUGGAGUUUAAGCAGCAAUUCUUCUGAUAAAACUGCAAUUGCUAAUUUUUUAAUGGAAGAUAUUACACAUAAUGUUUCUGUAAAUGUAGCCAGUGAUGGAUCUACAAAUAUGGCUGCCACUGUAAGAAGUGGAGUGGUGCAUAUCUAUAAGCAAACAUUGAAUGGAAAAUCUGGAAAACCUGUGAAACCAAAAACAACUAUACAAGUAGUUUCAGACACUGGUCAAAGUAAAGAUACAGUCAUUCCUAUUAGAAUUGUGGGUGCUGUUUACAGAGAUGAUGACACAAUUUGCAUAGGACAUGGCUCAGAAAUUCUACUUACCUUUGAGAAUGUGGUAUUAGAUACCAGUAAAAAACUACAGUGCCUGGUGAGACAAGAUCCUCGCAGUCUAAAGUCGUCCAAACAAGAUCAAGUAACUAAAACCAUAACACCAAUAGUAGAUGAUAAUGUCCAAUAUUUAACCUCUGAAACCUCUAAAAUUACAACUAAAAGGAAAAUCGAUGGAAAACUUGAAGUACCAAUGGAAAAAAGAUUAGAAAAUCUAACUUUAGGUAAAACAGAAGGUAGUAAAGUACCAACUGCAGAUAGUGUAGCUAAUCUGAUGAUACAGGGAUUGCAUAGUAAAGAUAAGAAAAUACUGAAGACAGUUUUAUAUCAAAAAGAUGAAGAGGUUAUAAGGAACACAGUGAAAAGGUUGCCCAUAACCGCUUUGGUUCCUUUACUACAAGAACUUAGUAAUUACAUUCAAGGAAAGACUUUAUCGAGUCAAGUUGGUUCAUUGUGGUUAAAAUAUAUCCUCCAGGUGCAUUCUGGAGUAUUAAUGUCAAACCCCGAUUUACCAGAAAUGUUUAGCUCUUAUAUGGGUAGUAUAGAAACAAGACUGUCCUUACUAGCACCGCUAAAUAGGCUAAAAGGAAGGUUGGACUUGCUGUUACCUCAAGUAACUGGUGCUUCAAAGCAAGACUUAAGCGAAAACGAGAAACCUUUGCUCAUUUAUAAUGAUAAGGAUUCAAGCGAUUCAGAAGAAGAGGAAGACAUUCAAAUGGACGCACAAUCGGAAAGUGCAAGUGAAUGGGAAGAAGAAAGUGACAUUGAACAGAUCAAAGAAAAUCAUGUGGAUCAUAAUUCUGAUUCUAAUGAAUCAGAAUCGGAAGAGAUGUCUUCGUAAGAUGCCUUUAUUAAUUUUUUUUAAUUUGUUGUAAA
Psylliodes chrysocephalus is the source of this 2520-nucleotide messenger RNA. Lineage: Eukaryota; Metazoa; Arthropoda; Insecta; Coleoptera; Chrysomelidae. The record is from the annotation of a GenBank genome assembly.